Dissoconium aciculare CBS 342.82 is the source of this 1131-nucleotide messenger RNA. Its product is annotated as Yip1-domain-containing protein. Lineage: Eukaryota; Fungi; Ascomycota; Dothideomycetes; Mycosphaerellales; Dissoconiaceae. Bases 120 to 1052 code for a protein of 310 amino acids. Gene Ontology annotation, cellular component: membrane; trans-Golgi network. The transcript has 4 exons. The record is from RefSeq and is a predicted model, not a curated record. Gene Ontology annotation, biological process: endoplasmic reticulum to Golgi vesicle-mediated transport.
UGAAAAUCCAUUACACGUCACUAUAAGCGCAAAUCCCAGUACUUCUGCCGGUAAAAUACUGCAGAUCACGAAUUACAGAGCCAGUCUGAAGUGGUAAAGCCCUUGCGAGUUAGGGAACCAUGGCCACCCCAUCAGCCGGAGGCCAGACGGCAAACCCCUACGAGCAAUACGAUGCGCCAGUCGUCGAGGACGACAUCAUAGACGCAGACGAUGCGACGCUUGACGAUCUCGAUGACCCGAUCCGCUCCACCUCCGACCGCGCGCCCUUGACCGGGAAUAUUUCCUCAUCACAAGCGAACCAGAACGCUCGUACUGCGAACAAUACACAAGGCUACCUCAACUCGGUGGUCGCAGGCGAGGACCGCCGUGCUGCGCUCAGCACAAUCGAUGAAUCAGUGUGGGACACGCUCAGGCGGGACUUGCUAGCAGUAUGGGAAAAGAUGCGACAGGUCCUCUACCCGAAGUAUCUCUUGGGCGGCAUGAUUGCGCCUGGUGGUGGUAUCGGUGGUGCUGAAAGAGGAGAAGGAGACAGUCUGGCAGGAGGUGCUGGUGCGCUCGGAAACCUACGCGGCCUGGUGGGAAGAUGGCCGGAUGCGGAUGUUGUUCUGCAAGGCGGAAUGAGCGAGGGUCUGAGAAAUUGGGAUCUAUGGGGUCCAUUGCUUUUCUGCCUUCUGCUCUCCUUCCUGCUAAGCUUCAGCGCAAAAGACGACCAGCGCUCAGUAGUAUUCAGUGGAGUCUUCGCGACGAUCUGGAUAGGCGAGGCAGUUGUCACCAUGCAAAUCAAGUUGCUAGGGGGGAACAUCUCCUUCUUUCAAUCCGUUUGCAUCAUCGGCUACACGUUGUUCCCGCUGGUCAUCGCUGCGCUUCUUAGCGCGCUCGGUACUCCCAUGAUUGUUCGUAUCCCCGUCUAUAUCAUUCUGGGUCUCUGGUCAAUGGCUGCUGGUAUCAGCAUUCUGGGUGGAAGCGGCGUUGUAAAGAAUCGGGUGGGCUUGGCCGUGUACCCAUUGCUUGUGUUUUACAUUGGACUUGACUGUCUAUGCUUCAUCUCCUAGACGAGACGCAAGUGGAUGUAUCAAUAUCUGUACAUUGCGCAGUAUCAAUUUAAUGUUAAACGUUUGCGAACAUGUGACU